AUGGAAACGCAAUACGGCAGCCCAAUAGAGGAGAAGCCUCUGCCAGAUUCCUAUUCUGAAAUUAGCAAUUCGGAUAAAUUUAUUUCACGUGUAGAUCACCGUCAUAAGAUUCUCAGAGACGAACGCGAGUUUGUUCAAAAGAAAACCUUCACGAAAUGGGUCAACUCACAUCUGGUCCGAGUCAGUUGCAAAGUGCAAGACCUUUAUAUGGAUAUGCGAGAUGGAAAGAUGCUUCUCCGACUGCUGACGGUCCUUUCCGGUGAACGCCUGCCGAAGCCGACACCUGGAAAAAUGCGUAUCCAUUGUCUCGAGAACGUCGACAAAGGACUGCAAUUCCUACGAAAUCAACAUGUGCAUUUGGAGAACUUGGGAUCUCACGAUAUCGUGGACGGAAAUCCACGGCUCACUCUUGGUCUUAUCUGGACAAUCAUUCUACGCUUCCAGAUUCAAGACAUCACUUUCGAAGAUGCCGACAAUCACGAAACUCGCUCGGCGAAGGAAGCUUUAUUGUUGUGGUGCCAGAUGAAGACCGCUGGCUAUCCAAAUGUGAAUGUCAAAAAUUUCUCAACAAGUUGGCGAGAUGGACUUGCUUUUAAUGCUUUAAUUCACAAGCACAGACCGGAUCUCAUCGAUUAUGAUAACCUUCAAAAAUCGAAUGCUUUGUAUAAUCUUCAAAGCGCUUUUGACGUUGCUGAAAAUCAGCUCGGAUUGUCCAAGUUCCUCGAUGCCGAAGAUGUGAACGUGGAUCAACCCGACGAGAAAUCGAUCAUCACCUAUGUUGUCACUUACUAUCAUUAUUUCAAUAAGCUCAAGCAGGACAACAUUCAAGGAAAACGUAUUGGAAAGGUGAUUAACGAACUCAUCGACAACGACAAAAUGAUCAAUCGGUACGAGACCCUUUCAUCGGACCUUCUUGAAUGGAUCAACGCGAAAAUUGAGCUGCUCAAUGAUCGCAAGUUCGAGAACAAUUUGGACGGUGUUCAACGCCAAUUGUCCGAAUUCAAUGAAUACCGCACCCAAGAGAAACCGCCAAAGUUCGAUGAGAAGGGCGAAUUGGAGGUGCUUCUCUUCACACUUCAAUCAGCGAUGCGAGCCAACAACCAGCGACCAUUUGUUCCGCGAGAAGGAAAAUUGAUUGCCGAUAUCAAUCGCGCCUGGCAGGCAUUGGAAAAGGCGGAGCAUGAAAGAGAGCUGGCUCUCAAGGAGGAAAUCAUCAGACAGGAGAAACUCGAACAACUCGCCGCCCGAUUCAACCGCAAAGCUGAAAUGCGUGAGACAUGGCUCACCGAGAAUCAACGUCUCGUCAGUCAGGACAAUUUUGGAAACGAUCUAUCGUCGGUGGAAGCCGCCACCAAAAAACACGAGGCCAUCGAAACCGAUAUUUUCGCUUAUGAGGAAAGAGUUCAAGCAGUUGUUGCUGUUGCCGGCGAGCUCGAGGCUGAAAACUACCACGAUCAGCCAAAGAUCAACGAGAGAAAAGAGAACGUGCUCAAGCUCUGGAAUUAUCUCUUCCAACUAUUGCUCGCGAGACGUGUUCGUCUUGAACUCUCGAUGGCAAUCCAGAAGAUCUUCCACGACAUGCUUCUCACUUUGGAUUUGAUGGAUGACAUCAAGAAGAGACUUCUCUCCGAAGAUCUCGGAGCUCAUUUGAUGGAUGUUGAGGAUCUUCUUCAGAAGCAUGCUCUCCUUGAAUCUGACAUCAACAUCAUCGGAGAGCGUGUCCGAACCGCGAUAGCCCAAUCGGAGAAAUUCCGCAAUCCAGAAGGACCCGAUGGAAGCGGCUACCAGCCUGUCGAGCCGGCAGUCAUUGAUGAGCGUUGCGACGUUCUUCAGAAGCGCUACAAAGAAUUGCUGGAUUUGGCUGCCGAGAGGAAGCGUCGCCUCGAGGACAACAAGCGUUUGUGCCAGUUCUGGUGGGACGUCGCCGAGUUGGAGCACGGAAUCAAAGAGCAAGAGCAAGUGUUGUCUUCCACCGACACUGGACGUGACAUUGUCACCGUCUCCCAUCUGCUCGCCAAACACAAAAACGCCGAGAACAAUCUUCGCGAUAUUGAAAAGCAUCUCGACAAGCUUGACGGCGAGGGUGCACAAUUGCAAGCCGAAAAUAUUCCGGGAUCCGACAACAUUCCGCCGCGACUUCAGGAAAUCCGCGACUACAUCACUAAACUCAAAGAGCUCUCCGGAACCCGACGGGAACGACUCACCGGUGGCGUCGAUUACUUCCAAUUCUUCCAUGAUGCCGAUGAUGUUGAUCGUUAUCUCUUCGACACUCUUCGCGUCAUGUCAUCUGAAGACGUCGGAAAGGACGAGGGCACUGUGCAGAUGUUGAUCAAGAUGCACGACGAUGUCAGCGAUGAGCUUCAACACUUCGACGAGCAGAUCAAAAUUCUUCACGCCAAAGCCGAAUCGCUUCCACAAGAAGCGCGCGAGCAUCCAGAUAUUAAGGUUCGCCUUGAUACGACUCUAAAGCAAAAAGCCGAGCUGGAGAAUCUUGCUCAACUUCGCAAGCAACGUCUUAUCGAUGCACUUUCUCUUUACAAACUGUACGCUGAUGCUGAUUCUGUUGAAUCAUGGAUUGACGAGAAGGGAAAACUAUUGGCUACACUUGUGCCGGGCAGAGAUAUUGAAGAGGUUGAGAUCAUGAAGCAUCGCUUUGACACACUGGAACAAGACAUGAAGAACCAGGAAGCCAAGGUUGCCAAUGUCAACGACUUGGCUCGUCAAUUGCUCAACGUCGAGCAUCCGAACUCGGACGACAUUCUUCAUCGUCAGAAUAAACUCAAUGCUCGAUGGGCUCAACUUCGCGACAUGGUCGAUCAGAAACGCAAUGAACUGGAGCGCGCUCAUCGUCUCGAGACAUUCCGCAUCGAUUGCCAAGAGACUGUUACUUGGAUCGAGGACAAGACACGAGUUCUCGAGGAUUCCGACGCGUUGACCAACGACCUAUCGGGUGUCAUGAAGUUGCAACGAAGACUUUCCAUGAUGGAACGCGAUUUGGGCGCAAUUCAGGCCAAGCUCGAUUCCCUUCACAAAGAGGCCGAUGAGAUCGAGAAGGAGAGACCACAAGAAGCGCAAGCUAUUCGUGAAGACAUCAAGAGAAUCCAUCAAGUCUGGGAUAUCCUCAACAAGAAGGUGCGCGAGCAUGAGGCGAAACUCGACGAGGCCGGAGAUCUCCAACGGUUCCUUCGUGAUUUGGAUCAUUUCCAAGCUUGGCUCACCGCCACUCAACGCCAAGUCGCUUCAGAGGAAGAGCCGCAAUCGCUUGCCGAAGCUGAACAGCUCCUCAAUCAACACGCGUCCAUUCGCGAGGAGAUUGACGGAUACGCCGAGGACUACAAGAAGAUGCGCGCCAUGGGAGAUCGUGUUACCCAAGAUCAGACGGAUCCGCAGUACAUGUUCUUGCGUCAACGGCUUGCCGGACUUCAAGAGGGAUGGGAAGAGUUGCAGCGAAUGUGGGACAACCGACAGCAUUUGCUUUCGCAGGGACUCAAUCUUCAGAUGUUCUUGCGCGAUGCCAAACAAGCGGAGGUCAUGCUCUCACAGCAAGAGAACUAUCUGUCCAAAGACGAUGUUCCGCAGUCUUUGGAGCAGGCCGAGAAUCAACUCAAACGCCAUCAAGAUUUCAUGACCACGAUGGACGCGAACGACGAGAAGAUCCGCGCUGUUGGUAUGUUCGGAGAUCAGCUCUGCCAAGAUGGCCACUAUGCCGCUGACAAGAUUCACAAGAAGGCCCGCAAUAUCGACGAGCGACGCAACGCGAAUCGCGAAAAAGCUCAAGAUUUGCUCAAGAAGCUCAAGGAUGCCCUCUCGCUUCAGCAAUUCUUGUCGGAUUGCGACGAGUUGCGCGAAUGGAUCGAGGAGAAGAUGAUCCGCGCUCAAGAUGAGACCUACCGUGAUGCCAAGACGAUCACCUCCAAGUUUGUUCGUCAUCAGGCGUUCCAAUCCGAACUUGCCGCCAACAAAGAGCGUCUUGAUCAGCUCAAGCAUGCUGCCAUCAAUCUUGGAGACGACAAGCCGGAAUAUCAUGGAACCAUCGAUCCGCAAAUUGAAGAGCUUGCCACUCAAUGGGAGGAGCUUGAGAAGACCACCGAAGAGAAGGGACAGAAGCUGUUCGAUGCUAAUCGCCAACAACUCUAUGUGCAGAGCAUUGCUGAUAUGAAGGAAUGGGCGACGCAACUCGAGAAUGAGAUGACUCGUGAAGAUCAACCAGCUGACUUGACCACUGUCAACGUCGCUAUGCAGAAGCAGCAAAUGAUUGAGACGGAGAUGAUCAAAAAGGCUCAUCACAUCGAUCAGCUAAUGGAAAUGGAACCACAGCUCGAAGAGCUUCAUCCUGAUGAAUUGGAGAAUAUUCGUGCUCAUCGUUUAGCCGUCCAGGAGCAACUUCAACGACUCCAGGCACCGCUUGAUGACCGUCGCAAGGCUUUGGAACGCAAGAAGGCCGCAUUCCAAUUCGGACGCGACGUCGAUGAUGAGAAGCUUUGGAUUUCCGAAAGACUUCAUCUUGCACGCACCCAGAAUCUUGGAGAGAAUCUACCAGACUGUCACCGACUUCAGAAGAAUUUGCAAUUGUUGUCGAAUGAGAUCGACAAUCAUGAGCCAUGGAUCAACCAGAUCUGCAAUAACGGCCAGGAAUUGAUUGACGAAGGCCAUGAGAACGGACCAACGUUCGAGCGGAAAAUUCAAGAAUUGCGAAAUGCCUGGCAAGAACUCAAGGAUGCUGUUCAAGAUCGUCGCAACGAUCUCGGCGAAUCCGAGAAGGCCCAUCAAUUCUUGUAUGACUGCAGCGAGGCGGAGGCAUGGAUGAGCGAGCAAGAAUUGUACAUGAUGCAGGAUGAACGCGGUAAAGACGAGUUCUCGACGAAGAACCAAAUCAAGAAACACGAACGACUCCAAGGAGACAUCGACAAGUUCGCCGACACAAUCAGAAGUUUGGCGAGCAAGGCUCACAAGUUUGUCGAAGAGAAAUCGCCACUCAGCGACCAAAUCCAAUUGCGUCAAGCUCAAAUCGAGAAGCUCUACGCCGGACUUCAAGAUUUGUCGAAGGAGCGAAGAAAGCGACUCGAGGAGACCCUCGAAUUGUACGCUCUUCAUCGCGAGAUCGAUGACUUGCUUCAAUGGAUCGCCGACAAGGAAGUGGUUGCUGGAAGCCAAGAGAACGGCCAAGACUAUGAACAUGUGCAAAUGCUGCAAGAGCGAUUCCAGCAAUUUGCUAGAGACACAGAGAAUAUCGGAUCUGAAAGAGUGGCGAACGCAAAUGAUGGCUGCGAUGCCCUCAUUGCUCAAGGACACACAGAUGCUCCAACGAUCGCAUUGUGGAAGGAUUCGUUGAAUGAAGCAUGGGAGAACUUGCUUGAGCUUAUGGACACCCGAGCUCAAAUCCUCGAAGCAAGCCGUCUUCUUCAUAAAUUCUACCACGAUUGUCGCGAUUGCCUUUCGCGAAUUAUGGAGAAGACGCAUGCAAUGCCUGAUGAUCUUGGCCGCGAUUCGAGCAGCGUCGGAGCGUUGUCGCGCAAACACCAGAACUUCCUGAAAGACAUCGCCGCGAUCGGUGAGCAAGUUGCUCAAAUCGAACGCGAUGCCGGACAGCUUCGCGACGGAUACGCUGGCGACAAGGCGCUCGACAUCGGUGCUCGUGAGAGUGAAGUCGUCAAGGCUUGGAGACAUUUGAGAGGACUCUGCGAUGCCCGAACAUCAAAGCUCAUGGACACAUCAGAUCUAUUCAAGUUCAUGAAUAUGGUUCGCGAUUUGUUGUUAUGGAUGGAUGAGGUGAAACGUGAAAUGAACUCGCAAGAAAAACCGAAGGAUGUGAGCGGUGUUGAGCUUCUGAUGAAUAAUCAUCAAUCUCUCAAGGCUGAAAUUGAUGCUCGUGAGGAUAACUUCAACGCGUGCAUCUCACUUGGUCGCGAUUUGCUCAAUCGCAAGCACUACGCUUCAAGUGAAAUUGAGAAGAAGCUCAUCAAAUUAACAACCGAGCGUGCUGAAAUGAUGAGACGAUGGGAAGAUCGCUGGGAAUACUUGCAGCUUAUUCUCGAAGUCUAUCAGUUCGCCAGAGAUGCCGCUGUCGCGGAAUCCUGGUUGUUCGCCCAGGAGCCAUACCUCAUCUCGAGGGAAUAUGGAAGAAAUCUCGAGGAAACCAUCAAACUUAUUAAGAAACACGAGGCGUUUGAGAAAUCUGCCGCAGCGCAAGAGGAACGAUUCCAAGCACUGCAGAAACUUACAACGUUCGAGGUGAAAGAGAUGCAAAGAAAGGACGAGGAGAAUGCCAAGAAGCGCGGAGGUCCUGCUCACAUUGGAAGUCCGUCAAGAUCGACACCAGCACCGGAAACCUCAUUCUCGGCACAAGAAGACGAGGCCGAUAUUACCAUGAGCAGUUUGGAGAGUCACCAAAAAUCACUUGAGCGAAGACCGCUUGCGCAUUCGGAGUCGAGCAGCUGGCGGAAAUCACUGGCGCGAGCGCCGAGAUUCGAAACCAAGGAUCCGAAAGGAACCAAGAAGGGCGACACGUUCGAAGGAACACUCAUCCGCAAGCACACCUAUGAGACACUCGACCGAAAAGCUGCCAACAGGUCUUGGGAGAAGUUGUACGCCGUUCUCAAGCAGUACGAGCUUUCAUUCCACAAGGAUUCGAAGCACAAGGAUGAAACAAUUCACAACGAGUCACCCAUCGAAUUACCGGGAUGUUCGGUGAACGUCGCAUCCGACUACCAAAAGAAGAAGAACGUGCUGUCGUUAAGGCUUCCAAGCGGCGCUGAAUACCUGCUACAGUGCUCCAGCGAGGAAGACAUGCAGCGUUGGCUGACAGAGUUCCAACUCGCCACUGGGCAAUCCCAAUUUGAAGAAGCUAGUAGAUCGCAAACAUUGCCAGAAGGCUCGAGUGCAACAAAAUCCAAAAAGGGAGGAUUCUUUUCCCGUGGGAAAAAAUAG
Caenorhabditis bovis is the source of this 6927-nucleotide messenger RNA. NCBI's taxonomy places the organism in Eukaryota, Metazoa, Nematoda, Chromadorea, Rhabditida, Rhabditidae. The record is from the annotation of a GenBank genome assembly.